CCGCCGCCGCCCGCGUCCGCGCAGCACCAUGUCCGGCGCGAGGGAGGCCGCGUCCUGCCCCGACGGAUACAGAGAACUGAGCCCCGACGAACUGCGCGAUCUGCUGCGGGACGACGCCAAGAUGGACCAGAUCAUCCGGAUCAACGACAAGUUCCAGGAGCUCCAGGUGGGCAGGGAGAACCUCCUGAUGUCGAACCGUGAGCUGGCGGAGACGAGCCUGGCCCAGAGGCCGCGGCUCCACACGGGCAAAGACCGACUCGCCAACAAGUACCAGCAACUGUCCGACCUGGCGACCUCCUGCUGGGACAAACAGAGCCAGCUGGAGGCUCGAGGGCACAGGGGCAGCGUCCGGAGCGCCCAGCACCUCCUGCAGGACGAGGUGACCCGAGCCGAGGAGCAGUCCGAGGAGCUGCUGGAGAAGUUCAUGGAGGGGAACCUGGGCCUGGACGACUUCCUGGACUCUUUCCAGCGCUGCCGCCGCACCUACCACGUCCGGAGAGCCCAGGCCGAGAAGAUCCAGGAGCUGUGCCAGGCCAAACCCGCCGCCGGCCCCGCCCCGGACCCCGCCGCCGCCGCCGCCCCGCAGGACCCCCGGGACCCGCCGCCCGCCCCGGAACCCCACAGACCCAACGGCUUCCUCCCCCAGGGCCCGCUCCGAGUCUUCCAGGUGCGCUACGGCCUGACGCCCGCCAUCCUGGUGCCCCACUGCCCGCUGUCGCCCACCGGCAGCACCGCCCUGCCACCACCCUCGCCCCUGCCGCCCCUGCCGCCCCCGCUGCCGUCGGCGGUGGGGCUGAGGCUGAUCGGACAGCUGCCGGGCGGGUGGGGGAGCGGGCGGCCGGUCCGGGUGCAGCAGCUGUACCGGCCCAGUCCCGCACACACGGAACCCCCCUGCCGAUAAAACCCGGGCGAGGGCGAGUUUGGACUGGACAGACGCUCCGCCCGCCGGCCACAGACCGACGCUCCGCCCACCGUGGACCGACGCUCCUGGCGGGCGGAGCGGGCGGCGGUUCUUCCUUUACUAAAGAAAAGACUGAGUUUAGUUUUCUUCAGAAGCGUUUGGACUGAAGCACAGGUUACGAAGCACACGGAGAAAAUCUGCCCACGAUCCAGACGCCUCGACUCGUCCUGUUCAACGCCACGAGAAAUAAUCACCACGUUUACACGAGAGUUUAAAUCUGAAUUAAAAUGAAUUCCCCUUUAAAACUAACAAAGUCAACAGAGGGUAAAAUUCAAAGUGUAAAAUUCUGAGUGUAAAAAUUCACAACAAAGAUCCAAGAGGGACUUGAAAAUAUUUGUGCUGAAUAUUUUAAAGGUGAUUUUUAUUUUUUUUUCCUUGAAUUUGAAACAUAUUGAAAAAGUACAUUUAAAACUUUUGAGUGAUAAAAUUACAGCAAAGAUCCAAAAGAUUUAAAAGUUGAU
Messenger RNA from Boleophthalmus pectinirostris (great blue-spotted mudskipper), 1422 nucleotides. It is a transcript of the gene vps37d, whose product is annotated as VPS37D subunit of ESCRT-I. Gene Ontology annotation, cellular component: ESCRT I complex. The record is from RefSeq and is a predicted model, not a curated record. Gene Ontology annotation, biological process: protein targeting to membrane; ubiquitin-dependent protein catabolic process via the multivesicular body sorting pathway; protein targeting to vacuole. NCBI's taxonomy places the organism in Eukaryota, Metazoa, Chordata, Actinopteri, Gobiiformes, Gobiidae.